Messenger RNA from Sipha flava (yellow sugarcane aphid), 2454 nucleotides. RefSeq names its product max-like protein X (gene bigmax). The transcript has 7 exons. Bases 1654 to 2361 code for a protein of 235 amino acids. Gene Ontology annotation, molecular function: RNA polymerase II cis-regulatory region sequence-specific DNA binding; DNA-binding transcription factor activity, RNA polymerase II-specific; protein dimerization activity. The record is from RefSeq and is a predicted model, not a curated record. Lineage: Eukaryota; Metazoa; Arthropoda; Insecta; Hemiptera; Aphididae. Gene Ontology annotation, biological process: regulation of transcription by RNA polymerase II. Gene Ontology annotation, cellular component: nucleus.
UUAUAUGUAUAUGUGAAUUAAAAUUCACAAUAAAGUAACUUUUAACAGAGAUAUACAGUUGCACCAUAGGUGUACACAAUACGUAGUUAACUGAUGCAUACAAAUAUAUAUACCGAAAUGAAUGUUAAAAGUAUAUUAUUACAAUACAUUGUAAAAUAACCACGCCGUAACAAAAACCCUUAGAAUAAACGCGGAUUCUUACGUUAUAAAAUGUUACCCUUUCGUUCAAAUCGAUUGAAAAGAUCCUUGGACACGCGCGCUAGCAUUUAACAAAAAAAAGGCACACCGAACGGUACCUACCCACUUAUUACACACGUACUGCCAUUUCCGUAGGGAACAUCUAACGAUAAGCAUAAACGCAUACCGACCGAUUAAAAUAAAAUACAAAUAAUAAAACCGACCGUCGAGGUUAGGUACAGUCGGCGCGACAUGUCUGUUCGCGGGAAAAACGCCUUUGCACGUCCAUCCGGUUACCCGAGUAGAUACCGCGGUAGGCCAUUGGCGCGUUUUGGCACCAAAACACUUCGUCGUCUCGUCGGCACGAAGAGGAACGCGUAGAACUUCGCAGCGCCCGCAGGAUUCGGCCAACUUUCGUAGUGAACGGGUGGCGGAAUAUAACGAUAGAAAUAUUCCGUUGGUUAACCUAUGCGUUGCAAAAUGUAUUUCGAUAUUCAGAACCGGCAUCGGUUUUAAUUUUGUUCUCGUGCCGACGUGUUUACGAGUGGCCCGCGUUCCCGCCAUCCCCCGCGCACAGGUAGGCGCUGCGGGUCGCCGGUGAAAACGCGAAACUACGUCGCAGUAGACGAGCGCGCGACAAGUGUGGCAACCGGUUAGGAGGACCGGUCAGGGGGUCGCGGCGGUCGGACGUUCAAAUUCCUUCAGAUUUUAUCUGCACGCGUACAACGUUGCGCUGAGCGCCGCGUCCCGCCCGACACGCAGAUAAAGUAAACAUCGCAUUGUAACAGGAUUGCAGCGUUGAUCGUAGUACGGCCCAACACGUUCUUUUACUUCGAACGGUAAACGAUAACGGUGAUAUUCGGGCGGAAUGAUUGCGCGCACAUUGCGCUAAUCCGAUAAUCUCGACGGGUCCCCGGACGGGCCGCGCGCGAGGAAACUCGCCGUUAUCGCGCGCCGCGGACAGAUUACCUUUCGCCGCCCCGGAGGCCGGGGCCGCCACGGGCGCGCAACAGAUAACCGUUAUCGGGUCUCGCGUUAUCCGUGUAGACCUUGCCCGCACGCCGCCACGAUUAUCGCGUGCGCGCCAGUACCCGCGGCUCGCACGGGCCGACGGCCGAACAUCACUUUCGUUCACUUCGGUCUGCUCGUCCCGCUGGUGCGUCCGUCCCAUCGUUCGCGUGUCGCUUCCCGACGACGUUUCCGCCCAAUCCGGUCCGUAUCACCGCCCCAACGUCGUCAACGGACCCAUCCGAAGGGUAAGUGUCCCUCGCGGUCCCGUUGCUACUGCGUCCGGGUCAAGUGCCGAAGAGAACCGACCGUAACGGAAACGCUGUUAGUCACUUGAAACUGGUCGCCAAACCCCGACGACCGUGGUACACUGCUCCUCGCGAUCGCCGGACAGCAAUAGCAUGACGGACGGUACGGUCCAUGCUGGUUAAACGAGAUCAAGUUAUUUGAUAUAACAUUUAAAAAAGCAUGGACUCUAGAGAUAGUGAUGACAUGAAAGUUGAACCUUCUAGUCCAAUACGAAAUGCUAACCCAUUUAGCCGAUCUAGUAGCGGAAGUUCUCUUCAUGCAGGAAAUCAUAGUAGUAGUAGUGGCCAUGAAGAUGAUGAUAGUGAAGAAAAGGGUUCACCAAACAAUUAUAAAGAAAGAAGGCGAGAAGCGCACACUCAAGCUGAACAAAAACGUCGAGAUGCCAUUAAAAAAGGUUAUGAUUGUCUUCAAGAUUUAGUCCCAACUUGUCAACAAACUGAUAGUAGUGGUUAUAAAUUAAGCAAAGCAACAGUAUUACAAAAAUCCAUAGAUUAUAUACAGUAUUUACUGUUGCAAAAGAAAAAAUUAGAGGAAGAACGUAAUGCUUUGCGAAAAGAAGUUGUUGCAUUACAAAUUAUGCAAACUAAUUAUGAACAAAUGGUAAAAGCUCAACAAAUUCCAAUGGGUCAUGUUGAAGCUAGAAUACCAGAUGAAGAAAAAUUUAAAAUGUUUCAAAAAAUUAUUGACGAAUUAUUUUUUACAUUUUGUAAUAUAAAUGUUAAUAAUUUUACUGAACUGUCUGCUUGUGUGUUCAGUUGGCUUGAAGAACACUGUAAACCUCAGACAUUACAAAAUUUAAUUGAAACAGUUCUUGAAAAAAAAUCAAAAAAUCAUACACCUACCUCGUCAGCAAAACCGUCUCCAUAGUUAAAUAAUUUUCACCAAGUAUCCGAUUGUUAAUGUAAAGUUAUAUUGCAUGUUAUAUUUUUAUAAAUAAAAUGUUUUGUUAUUAUGUUUUAU